Molecule: messenger RNA, 378 nt
Organism: Medicago truncatula (barrel medic)
Lineage: Eukaryota; Viridiplantae; Streptophyta; Magnoliopsida; Fabales; Fabaceae
Product: protein FAR1-RELATED SEQUENCE 7-like
Exons: 2
Coding region: 1-378 (125 amino acids)
Source: RefSeq, a predicted model, not a curated record
AUGGUAGAAACGACACACGUAGAACAUGAUGCAAAUCUUCACCAUUCAUCACCACCUCUGGGCACCGAGAAUGUGAAUAUUACAUCCAAUCCAAUGGUUGAAGGUGUAGAAAAAUUGGUGAAUGAUAUUGUGCAAGAGAAUAAUGUUAGUAAUGUACCACACUUGGAAAUGGAGUUUGAGUCUGAGGCCUUCACAUAUGAAUUUUAUAAUGAGUAUAGUAAGAAAUGUGGUUUUGGUAUCCGUCGAGAAUAUGCAAAUAAAAGCAAAAAAGAUGGAGUUCUUACUUCAAGAAAAUUUGUGUGCUCCAAAGAGGGUAGACGCGGUGCUGACAAACGUGAUUACUUGACAAAAGAUGCUCGAGCAGAAACUAGAACAUGA